GUGUUUUUACUGCUAAGGGUGUAAAAGGGAGGUCUUUGUUUCGCAAUUUAGGGCUCUUGAGCGCAAGCUCGUUCAUUCUCCCGCAGCGGCAUUGGAUUUGAUGCAGCGCCUGGAGAAGAAGAUUGAGUGAUGGCGAACGAAAGGCCUGGAGCAUUUCGAGCCUUUCUUCGAGCGAGCCGGAGGUGGUUCCUGGACGAGAGCAACGAUGACGAGGAGGAGACCGAGGCCCAGGCAAGAAGUCAAGGGCCUUUGCAAAACGUGCUCUCCCAGGAGAUAAACAUGGCCACAUCCGCCAGCGAUGAGACUUUGAAGCGAGCUCGAGCAAAAAAUGGUAGAACAGUCAACACGGUGUCCAUGCUCGCGGGGAGAGAGAUCAACUCUUCGAAGAAUGGGAAGUUCUCUCGUGCCGAGGCGUGUCACGUCUCUUCGAGGAUUUUGCCGGACAAGGGACCCGAGAUACUGGAGCGAAAGAGCAGUCGGCUUUACAUCAGCCAGUUCUCCAACGAUGGAUCGCUUUUCAUUGCUGGCUUUCAGGACCGGACAAUUGUGGUCUAUGAUGCUGAUAACAACUGGACUAUCCACAAGAGAGUGAAAGCUCGUAACAUGAAUUGGACAAUCACUGACACGGCUCUCUCCCCGGACCAACGAUUCCUGGUCUAUGCGUCUAUAACUCCUGUUGUGUUCCUUGUGAAUCUUGGAAACGAAACUGGUGGAAUAGAUUCUCUGGCGAACGUGACUGAUAUCCACGAAGGGCUUUCGCUCAGCUCAUACGAUGACGACGGGGAUUUUGGAAUUUGGUCACUGAAAUUCUCGCAGGAUGGGAAUGAGAUCGUGGCCGGCAGUAACGACAACUGUAUCUACGUCUACGACUUGAACGCCGCGACUACAACGUAUCGGGUUUCGGCGCACAACGACGAAGUGAAUACGGUUGCGUUUGCGGAUGAGAGUAGCCACCUUAUCUAUUCGGGAAGUGAUGACUACCUUUGCAAGGUAUGGGAUAGAAGAUGCUUCUCAGCAAACAACAAACCCGCCGGAGAGCUCGUUGGCCAUCUCGGGGGAGUGACUUCCAUAGACAGCCGAGGAGACGGGCGGCAUUUCAUUUCCAACAGCAAGGACCAGUCGAUAAAGCUUUGGGACAUACGCACAAUGUCCAGUGGAUCCAAGAAAAGUUUCGAACGCGCGCAGGUCCCGAGAAUCCGGUGGGAUUACAGAUGCAUGAGAGUCCCUCCUCGCCUGCGCACUGUGGCGCAUCCGGGCGAUGAGUCGCUCAUGACAUACAAGGGACACGAGGUUCUCCAGACAUUGAUCCGGUGCUACUUCUCUCCUCGCAUCAGCACGGGCCAGAAGUAUAUCUACACCGGCUCUUACGACGGCACCGUCCAUAUCUACGAUGUGGUGACCGGGCACACAGCCGCGACUCUAUCGUUCCACAACCAUCCCGUGAGAGAUUGUAGCUGGCAUCCAUGGCAACCAGUAUUGGUAAGCUCCUGCUGGGGUGGAAACCUGGUAAAGUGGGAUCACGACCCCAGAUCGAUGGAUUUCUAGAAAAGAAAAACAGGAAGGAAAAACGAAAGCGUGUAAAUUACUGGCAAGGAUCUUUGCUCCGAGUCUCGGCUGGAAGGACUAAUAAGUAAAAUUGGCCUGGAAGCCGCGACCAUAGAAUUUUGGAGCGUAUCGAAUAAACAGCCAGAUAAACAUUCUUGCCACUUAAAACUGGGAAAGCUCUCAAGCAAGAUCCUGAAAUUCCUCGGUU
Molecule: messenger RNA, 1753 nt
Organism: Selaginella moellendorffii
Lineage: Eukaryota; Viridiplantae; Streptophyta; Lycopodiopsida; Selaginellales; Selaginellaceae
Product: LEC14B protein
Exons: 10
Coding region: 130-1545 (471 amino acids)
Biological process (GO): proteasome-mediated ubiquitin-dependent protein catabolic process
Cellular component (GO): Cul4-RING E3 ubiquitin ligase complex
Molecular function (GO): protein binding
Source: RefSeq, a predicted model, not a curated record